AUGCACGCAUUCUAUGGUGGAUACCUGCAUUGCAAGAGUGGGUUGGUUCAGUUCGUCCAUAAAUACGAUAAUGUGCUUGGAACCAAGGAGCAAAAGGAACUUGAAGAUGAUGCUGCGGACUCGAAAGGAGCCAUCCCAUGUAUAGGGAGCACAGGCAUUGAGCGACAGUUUCAACAGGAAUAUACGAGUAAUAUGUUCCGGACCCUUCAGUUGGAGUUUGACCCCUUGAGUCAAAAGAGUCGGUGCGAGUGCAACAAAUUUGAAUCCGUUGGUAUAUUGUGUUACCACAUCUUUGCGGUGUGGUCAUACUAUAGAGUUGACACAGUACCGAGCUGCUAUGUUCUUCCUCGAUGGAGUAAGAAUGUCAUCCGCAAGUACACUUACAUUAAGAGUAUCCAUGACGUGGCUCGGAGUAAUGAAAGCCACAAUAUGUUCAGGCAACUGUGUUCGGAGUUCUAUAACGUUGCUCAGGAGUUUGUUGCUUGUGAAGAAGAAGCAACCAUCUUGGUUAAAACCAAAGGACGACCGAAGAGUAAGAGACUUGGAGCAGAGUUGGACAAGUCAAUUAAGAAGUCAAUGGAAAAAAGGAAGAGGAAAUCACAACCAGAUGUUGUUGACCUUCAGACAGAUAAUGAUCGUCAUGGUUCUGUAAACAACAGACUUGGGGAUUCUACUAUAUGGAAUUCAUCAGAUGGUGGCAGAUUCAUGGACCUGUUGAACUCUUUUAGGCAUAUAUAG
Messenger RNA from Arachis ipaensis, 738 nucleotides. The record is from RefSeq and is a predicted model, not a curated record. NCBI's taxonomy places the organism in Eukaryota, Viridiplantae, Streptophyta, Magnoliopsida, Fabales, Fabaceae.